This is a messenger RNA of Paramecium octaurelia, 1800 nucleotides long. Lineage: Eukaryota; Ciliophora; Oligohymenophorea; Peniculida; Parameciidae. The record is from the annotation of a GenBank genome assembly.
AUGACAGAAUAGUAGUAAUUAAAUAACCAAGGCAAUCGAACAAGAAUGAUUGGGAAUUAUGUAAUAGGUAAUCGAGCUUAGUGUAUAGGGAGGUAAAACUUUGGGAUUUGGAACAUUUGGGAAGGUCAAAAUGGUUGUUCACGAGCAAUCACAAGAGAAAGUGGCAAUUAAAAUAUUGGAGAAGGAUAGAAUAGUGGAAACUGCAGAUGUAGAAAGAGUACAGAGAGAGAUUCAUAUCUUAAAGUUAGUUAGACAUCCUCAUAUAAUCUAACUAUAUGAGGUAAUGACAUCUUAUAUUUAGAUUAUUGAAACACCAAAGCACAUAUUCUUAGUAAUGGAAAUGAUUAGUGGUGGCGAAUUAUUUGAUUAUAUAGUCUAAAAUACAAGGUAAUCUGAUUGAAUUAAUAAGAUUGGAAGAAGUUGAGGCAUGUAAGUUAUUUUAAGAACUAAUUGCUGGAAUUGAAUAUCUACAUAAACUAAGAAUAGUCCAUAGAGAUUUGAAACCAGAGAACUUGUUGCUUGAUCACCAUAAGAAUCUCAAAAUUGUUGAUUUUGGAUUAUCCAACACCUACAAAUCGGAAGAAUUAUUGAAGACUGCUUGUGGAAGUCCAUGUUAUGCUGCUCCUGAAGUAUAGAAAAGUCUAAUUAUCUAGAUGAUUGAAGGGCAAAAAUAUUAAGGAGUGAAAGUCGAUUUGUGGAGCUCAGGAGUUAUAUUAUUUGCAUGUUUAUGUGGUUAUUUGCCAUUUGAAGAUCAAAAUACUUCUGCUCUUUACAAAAAGAUAUUAAGUGGAUCAUAUUAACUUCCAUCUCAUCUCUCUAAGGAGGCUUAAUCAAUGAUUUAAGGAAUCUUGACAGUCAAUCCAGAAAAACGAUUUACUAUCAAUGAUAUUCGAAACCAUCCUUGGUUUAAGAUCUAUAAAAGAACUUAUGAGAUUCCUCCAGGAAUUGUGGUUGGAUACAAUAGAAUUCCAAUUGACUAAGAAAUACUUAAAUAGUUAAAAUAAUACGGAAUAGAUAUAGAUUAUGCCUAAAAGUGUUUAGAUGCCAAUAAACACAAUGAAAUAACGACCUUUUAUCAUUUGCUUCUGAAAAGACAUUUGACAAAUGGAGGUAGAUCAACAGCUGAUCUUAAUUCUGAAUCAUUUGAUAUUACCCUUUUAGAACCUAAACAAAGACCCUAAAAAGGUAAUUUUGAUUUCUCAUUUCAUAGCUCCAAUUAGUUCAUUAGUUAAUAAUGAAGUCAUCAAACAGCAAAUGAAAGAUGAGAUUAUAAAAUAACGAUCAUAUUCAACUGAUAAAGAUAGAGGUAGAAUUACUAGGACAGCUAAUUAAAAUAAAAUAUUGGCCGAUAAUGAUUUAAGUGUCAACAGAAUAGGAAAUAACGGAUAAGCUCAAAGUGUAUAAGCAAGAUAGAAAGAUGAAAACUAUUUUGAAUAGUCACCAGUCAUCAAAAAUAAAAAGGUUCCUUAUUCCAAUAUGCUGUGUCAAAAAUAUGGCAUUAAAUUCAAGAAUAAUAAUGUGACCUCAAUUGACUAUCACCAUAAGGAUGAUAUUAAAAAAGUCAGUUCUAGAAAUAAAAGAGAAAUAGAUAUCAUGAAUCCUUAUCGAAGCUCAAGCAGAGAACAAUAAUAAUUAAAUAGAAUGCUUUAAAGUGGAGGAAGAUCACAAAAUAGCAAAAAAGAAAGGGCUUAUAUUACUAGUCAUAACAAUCAAUCGUUUGAUGUACCCUUGAAUUCAAACCAAUCAAAUAAAUAAAGGGCAAUAAAUUAAUAAAGAUCUGCUCAUUUUCAUCAUGAUUGA